ACUCAUGUCAUGGUUCUGCAUUCCUCGGCAUCAGCAAUAGCUUCCACCGCCGCUCCGCUUGAUAUGCAUUCUCCUUGAUAUGUAUCGGGCACUGAGCGCACACCGCCUCGUUUACCGUGCCCGCAUCUCAAGGCUUGUGAAAUCUGGCCUCAUCGACCAGGCAACCCAGGUGUUCGACGAAAUGUCCCAAUCAGAUUGCCGCGUAUUCAGCCUUGAUUACAACCGAUUCAUCGGGGUACUCGUCAAGCACUCGCGCUUUGAUUUGGCUGAGCAGUACUACUUCCAAAUGCUUCCUCAGGGGUUCUCUCUCAACUCCUUCACCUACUCUCGCUUCAUUUCGGGUUUGUGCACGAUCAAGAACUUCACUCUUAUCGACAUUCUAUUGAGAGACAUGGAUAUGUUCAAUUAUGUCCCAGAUAUCUGGGCUUUUAACAUAUAUUUAACAGUUUUGUGUAGAGAUAAUAUGUUCUCUCUAUGAUACUUUAUCCACUUAAUAGUCUUUCAUAUGCAUUUUUCUUGUGGGGUUGAACUUAUUUUAAAUCAGAGGUUUUUGGAGGCAGUAAGCUCAUAAAUGUUCGAUUUAUCUCCCUGAAGUUAAUACAUACACUCUCCUUUAUACCUGGAAAAAUUUGACUCAUAUAUGCAUUAACUGUGUGCCUCUUUUUUCUUGUGACAAUGAGCAGGUGGAGCUGGCUAUGGAAAAGUCAUGCUUUCUUGAUACAUGCACCUUGACCUUGCCCUUGCCAGUUUUCAGAUCCAUACAGAAGUUUGCAACUUGCAGCAACUGAAAGGAGCUAUCACUGAAUGCAAACUUGAAAAUCAAAUUUGAGGGGGACUGAAGGGGAAAGCACUGCUAGCCUUGUUUUUUCUGCUUCCUCCAGGUCUCAAAGGCUAUGAGUAAAUUAAAAGAAAUGGAGUAGAGGUUUCCUGCCCGUCGCCAAUCUUGUCUCAACCGCUCAACCUCAUUGCAUGGGUAAAUAAUAGAUCAACCUUUUUUCAGAGAGGCAAUAAUGAUUACUUAACAUUUGGGCAAAGAAUUAUUCUUUGAUUUGAAGAUUGCCAAUUAGAACGGCUAACUGAACUAUUGAAGAAUCAUUUCUAUGAUUCUAAAAUAUGAUUGUAGCAAUCUAAUAUUGCUGCAAUGUAGUACAUACUACUGGCGCAGCCGAACUAGUCUAGAAGAGAAUUCUUUACCAACAAAUGGCAUUCUCUCUAUGUACAUCCAUCAUCAAUCGACAAAAGUAUUUCUAUACCUAUAAUAUAAACUUCUUUUUUUAUAAUCUCUGAUUGUAUCUUCAAAAAAACAAUGUCUAACCAGGAAAACAACCCACAUUUUCUUCAACAACAACCUCUUCAACGUUCUGAUCUGGCACCAAGUCGCCCAGAGCAUAAUCCCCACACGUUAGCAAGGCAACAAAAAGACCCUGAGUCACUUGUUCGAUGGAGUGGCGUGACUCAUCAACUCCCAAACCAUGGUCCCCAAGAGCCAUCAAAACCCACCUCGGAGCCAAUUCGUCCAGGGACUUCGACCUUACAGCACCCUCCACCCCCCACCCCAAAAUGGAAGAGGCUAAAACGGCAAGGCAAAGAUUCCAAGCCAUCUGGCACAGUGGCGUCGCAACCACCGCCACAGUCUUCCGACCCUCAUCCUAUUCUUCCAUACGUGCCCCCAUCCGAAAAGCCGGAGCAGCCUCCAGCUCGUCCGUCAGGUAGUCCAGCAAACCAUUAUCGACAAGCAAACCGAUCACUCCUCGGAAGAGACCGUCGCACCAAACUCCCAAUAUGGUUCGGCGCAGUAUUCUGUGCCAUCUUUUGGAUCGUGAUAAUCCUAGGAGGCUUAGUCGUUCUCAUAGUAUACCUCGUCUUCCGCCCAAAAAGCCCCUGGUUCGACGUCUCCAACGUCAACCUGAACGCAGCAUAUCUGGACAUGGGUUACCUCCUGAAUGCCGAUCUCGUCCUCCUCGUAAAUUUCACAAACCCAAACCACAAGGUGAGCGUAGACUUCAGCUCCAUGUACCUCGAUCUUUACUUCGAGAACACCAUGAUCGCCACCCAAUACGUACAACCCUUCUCCGCGCCGAGGAGCAGGUCAAUGUUGGCAACCAUUCAUAUGAUGAGCAGCCAAGUUCCGCUUGCCAUUAAGGAGAGUCUGCUGCUCCAGCAGCAGAUACAGAACAGCAAUGUGACAUUUGACCUGAAGGGAAAGUUUCGAGCGAGAUCAAAUUUCGGGAGUCUGAUACGGUACUCGUAUUGGCUGCACGGGUUAUGCAGGGUCAUUGUGAGUAGCCCUCCGACUGGGGUUUUGAGAGGUAAAAAGUGCAUAACCAAACAGUGAGACUGAGUAGAAACAACACAUUGCAUUGGCAUUGGCAGUAAAUGUAAUUCCCUUUCAUUUCUUAAAGAAUAACAAAAAAUUGAUUUCUUA
This is a messenger RNA of Rubroshorea leprosula, 2425 nucleotides long. The record is from the annotation of a GenBank genome assembly. NCBI's taxonomy places the organism in Eukaryota, Viridiplantae, Streptophyta, Magnoliopsida, Malvales, Dipterocarpaceae.